AUGGAACAGUGCAUGCGUCAGGUCUGGGCGCACUUGGAUCGUGCAUUGCUGGAAGGCAAGCAAGAAAAUCCAAGAUGGAGUGUGGCUAGCUGCUUUGGCACCAUCGAUCCUACCCAGUACAUGAUGUCUGUGCUGGGUUUGGGGCAGGAACUCAAGCUUCGUGGAUGCCAGGUGCAUGGUCGGCUGGAGAUGUCAUCCAUGCCAUGCCCGUUGAUUGCCAAGAGGGUUCGCUAUCAUGCCGGUUCUCCAAGUUCGAAGGUCACUUUUCAAUCUGUGUUUGCCGCAGGGACCAGCAAGUGCGAUGCCUUAGUAGGUAGCUUCGGUGACCAUGACAUGGCGGCCCUGGCCGCUCUCGGGUCGUCAGAGUUCUGUCCGGACUUCCUUUUGCUUGAUUUGAACUUGUCUCCAAAGAAGGGUCGCGACUUCGAAGAGAUUUUUCGCUCCAACUUUCCCGGCUACAAGCAAGUGUUCUUAGUCUUGAAGAAGUACAGUGCACCAGAGAGCAAGGUGCAUGCUUCUGAUGAGAGAACGUUGUUUGCGGCUUCCUGCAGGUCAGUUCCGGAUUUGCCUGAGCCGUUGGAAUUGGCUUGGACGAAGGGCAUUCGUGUUUUGAACGAUGUUCUUGCUCCAAAAGUCCCAUCUUUGCUGCAGUGCCUCCUUGAUCAAAAGUCAGCGACUUGGAAAUAUGAGAUGGAAGCCAUGCGGCAGCACACCGGGGGCAAACGCAAACGAGAUGUCGAGAACGAGAAGGCCAGCAGCGCGCAAGACCAUGGAGAUGACAAUGGACCAAGUCAUUGGCAGACGGCCUUCAAGCACAAGUGGCUUCCCUCCGAGCAUCCUGAAGCAGUUCCUGGCUUGGAAGGUUUACCUUCCCAGAGCCACUUGAUCCACGUUCACGCAGCAGUUUUGGCGCGGCGAUCCGCCAAGUCUGAUGUACCACUCCUGGCAGAUGCUACUGCCCAGAACUGGAAGUCUCAUCAUGUGGCUGAAGGUUGCCUUCCCCCUCUUUGA
Molecule: messenger RNA, 1011 nt
Organism: Durusdinium trenchii
Lineage: Eukaryota; Dinophyceae; Suessiales; Symbiodiniaceae
Source: the annotation of a GenBank genome assembly